CCGCGGGGCCGGGCCCAUGGGCGUGCGGCCCCCUGCAGGCCGUCCGCACGUCACCUCUGCGAGCGUCCUGGCCUCCCUCGGGCCUUGGAGGAGCCGCCGCGACGCCCCCCCCCACCCCCCCAGUCCGCGGGGCAGGUAAACCAGCUAGAACUCUUCCCUGAAUGAAAACAACUUUUUUUAAAGUUGCAUAUAUACAGAAGAAAAAACCCAAAUGCUUUUUAUUUUGCCUGAACACAAGAUUUAAACAAGGUACAGCCAUUGAAGAAUGUUCUGUUGGACUCUUUCAUGGAACUGUAGGAUCAUAUGAUCAUACGGGCAACACUUGUGUUUGAAUCCUACCCUCUGUCUUCUGAUUGUGUCACCCUGGAAAAAUAAAGAAGCAGAACUUGAGGCUCCUUUCAUUCAUUCGGUGCUGGGAUCAAUGUCCAGGGCCAAGGCAGUUUUAUUUGUAUGGAUUUCUGUUCACUGCUGCAUUAUAGAGGUUGCAGAAUCUCUUAAGGCUGUCUGUGUAGCCCUGGAGGGGCUGGAGCUGGCCAUGAGGAUCAGGCUAGUUUUGGACUAACAGAAACCUGCCUGCCUUUGCUUCUGGAGUUUAAAGGGAUUAAAGCUCUGUGGCCACCAUCAUGUUCUGGAAAUUUGACUUGAAUACCACGUCCCAUGUUGACAAGCUGCUCGACAAGGAACAUGUGACAUUGCAGGAGUUAAUGGAUGAAGAUGACAUCCUGCAAGAGUGUAAGGCUCAGAACCAGAAGUUGUUGGACUUCCUGUGCAGGCAGCAGUGUAUGGAGGAGCUGGUGAACCUCAUCACACAAGACCCACCCCUGGACAUGGAAGAGAAGGUCCGAUUCAAAUAUCCAAACACAGCCUGUGAGCUUCUGACUUGUGAUGUGCCACAGAUCAGCGACCGACUAGGCGAGGAUGAGAGUCUGCUGAACCUUCUGUAUGACUUCCUGGACCAGGAGCCACCCCUCAACCCUCUGCUUGCCAGUUUCUUCAGCAAGACCAUUGGCAAUCUUAUUGCAAGGAAAACUGAACAGGUGAUCAUGUUUUUGAAGAAGAAGGACAAGUUCAUCAAUCUGAUGUUGAAGCACAUAGGUACCUCUGCUCUCAUGGACCUGCUACUACGCCUUGUCAGCUGUGUGGAACCAGUUGGUCUCCGGCAAGAGGUCCUACAUUGGCUUAAUGAGGAGAAAAUCAUCCAGAGACUUGUGGAAUUGAUCCAUCCUCAUCAGGAUGAAGAUAGGCAGUCAAAUGCUUCUCAGGCACUCUGUGACAUCAUCAGGCUGGGCAGAGACCAGGGCAGUCAGCUGCAGGAGGCUGUGGAGCCAGACCCUCUCCUCCUAACACUGGAGUCGCAGGACUGUGUGGAGCAGCUUCUGAAGAACAUGUUUGAUGGGGAUCAGAUGGAGAGCUGCCUGGUCAGUGGGAUGCAGGUGCUGCUUGCCUUGCUGGAACCAAGGCGUGUUGGAACAGAAGGCUUGGUGGACUCCUUUUCUCAGGGACUGGAAAGGUCAUACUCUGUCAACAGCAGCAUCCUGCACGGCAUCGAGCCCUGGCUGAAGAAUUUCCAUCAGCUCCUGCUCCACCCUCCAAAGAAAAAAGCAAUCCUGACCACGAUUGGCGUGCUAGAGGAGCCCCUGGGAAAUGCUCGUCUCCAUGGUGCACGCCUCAUGGCUGCACUGCUGCAUACAAACACGCCCAGCAUCAACCAGGAGCUCUGCCGGCUCAACACCAUGGACUUACUGCUGGACUUGUUUUUUAAAUAUACCUGGAAUAACUUUUUGCACUUCCAAGUGGAACUAUGCAUAGCCGCUAUUCUCUCCCAUGCUGCCCGGGAGGAGCAGGCAGAAGCCAGUGGAUCAGAUGGCAAGGAGCCUCUGCAGGGAAGUGGAGAUGGGAUUGGGAAGCUGGAGACCCCCCAGUCCGUCACCAGCCUUCCUGAGAACACGAUGGUGACCCAUCUGUUCCAGAAGUGCUGCCUGGUACAGAGGAUCCUGGAAGCCUGGGAAGCCAACGACCACACACAGGCAGCAGGUGGCAUGAGACGUGGGAAUAUGGGUCACCUCACACGGAUCGCCAAUGCAGUUGUACAGAACCUGGAGCAGGGCCCGGUGCAGACCCAUAUCAGUGAAGUCAUCCGAGGGCUCCCUGCAGAUUGCCGUGGGCGAUGGGAGAGCUUUGUGGAAGAAACCCUAAUGGAGACCAACCGCAGGAACACUGUGGACCUGGUGAGCACUUACCACCUUCACUCCUCAAGUGAGGACGAGGACAUUGAGGGUGCUUUCCCUAACGAGCUGUCCCUUCAGCAGGCCUUCUCUGAGUACCAGAUCCAGCAGAUGACAGCCAACUUUGUGGAUCAGUUUGGCUUCAAUGAUGAAGAAUUUGCAGACCAGGAUGACAACAUCAAUGCCCCAUUUGACCGGAUUGCAGAGAUCAACUUCAACAUUGAAGCCGAUGAGGACAGUCCUAGUGCAGCUCUGUUUGAAGCCUGCUGUAGUGAUCGAAUCCAGCCCUUCGAUGAUGAGGAGGAGGAGGACAUCUGGGAGGAUGAGGAGACUCGAUGCACUGCCCGGGUGAUGGCCAGAGCCAGGUUUGGAGCCCCUCAUGUCUCAGAAAAUUACUCCAAGAAUGCCCUGGAGCAUGGAGGCCAGGACAGGAAGGCUGGCUUACCAGCAGCUAGGAACAUGCCUGGACUGACCACUCCUUCAUCCCCUACACAGAAAGAAGGUCCUCGCUCAGAGGGUGAUUCAGAAGGUACUACAUGGACAGCAGUUUUUGAUGAGCCAGUGAACCCAAUGUCUGCAGCCCCAGGAGCUGCGAGGGAUGUGGGGUCUAGUGUAUGGACAGCUGGUCCCUCAGCUCCGGAAGAGAAAGGCUGGGCCAAAUUCACCGACUUCCAGCCUUUCUGCUGUUCUGAGUCAGGGCCCCGGUGCAGCUCUCCUGUGGAUAUGGACCACAGCCAUGCUGAGGGUGGCCAGAGUCCAGGCCCAGAGAAAGCCUUUGGUCCUACCUCGCCUUGUGCCUGGAACGUGUGUGUCACUCGGAAGGCCCCACUGGUAGCCUCUGACAGCAGCUCCUCGGGGGGAUCUGACAGUGAAGAUGAGGAGAAGGCAGCUGGUGCUGUGGAAGCUGUGUGCACCGGCCAUGGUGGAAAGGCCUCCCCACUACCCAGGACAGAGGAGGCUGCUGCCAGCAGGGCUGAGAGGACAGACAGCACCGUGUUAGCCCCUGCCUGCCUUGCAUCUCCAGAAGUGACUGUCAGUCCUGCUGUGGCCACCACAGCACCAAGCAAGGCAGGCCCUCCCACAGCCACCACAGCUGGCUCUUCCUCAGUGGCUACUGCAGUUCCCCCAGGGCCGAUCAUGGCAGUAACCACAGCAGCCCCAGCUAUAGUUGCCACCCUGGGGACAGUGACAAAGGACAGGAAGACAGAUGCCCUGCCAGAAGGAGCUGCCUUAAAUGGUCCUGUGUAACUGCUGCUGCCACCCAGCUAUGGCCCGCCCUGGUCAGGCUGCUUCCUGUAUCAAGAAAACUACCUGGUGAUGCAAUUUUUUUUUUUUUUAAUUUAACUUUAAAAUAAAUGCUGCAUUUGGUAAAGCUG
This is a messenger RNA of Onychomys torridus (southern grasshopper mouse), 3601 nucleotides long. RefSeq names its product protein phosphatase 6 regulatory subunit 2 (gene Ppp6r2). The record is from RefSeq and is a predicted model, not a curated record. The transcript has 27 exons. NCBI's taxonomy places the organism in Eukaryota, Metazoa, Chordata, Mammalia, Rodentia, Cricetidae. Gene Ontology annotation, molecular function: protein phosphatase binding; protein phosphatase regulator activity. Bases 624 to 3473 code for a protein of 949 amino acids. Gene Ontology annotation, cellular component: nucleus; cytosol.